AUGGGUGGGGGUGGAGGUAAGCGGGCGCGGGAGAAGGAUGGUUACUACUCUGCUACGCCUGCAAGGGAGCAGAAAAGACCUCGGCGGGGGAAGCAGCAUCUGUACGUGGCGCUGGAUGACUGGGACGGCGGCUACAGCAUCCACAGGCUCGACGCCGACGACAUCCUGGACGACCAAGAACCUGCUGCAAGAGGGGUGCUGCACAGCAUCUUCGUCGACGCCAACCCGCUUCUGCGCGGCGACCGCGCGCCCCCGACCUUCGUCUACGACGCGGAGACGGCCGCGCUCGCCAUCGGCCCGCGCGUCCCGGAGAGGCUCUACGACCUGGGCGAGUCCAUCGCCGUCGGCGACGGCGAGACGCUGUACGACGUGACGUCGGUGAACUUCCAUGACGCCUCCCUGCACGCCAUGUCGUGGGAGCCCAACACCGCCGCGGGCCGCGAGCCGUGGGAGCCAGACAGGGAGUGGUCCUGGAGCAGGCGGCCCCUGGCGCAGCCGGUCCCCUGCGAAGGAGGCGAGAUCCUCGGCUACGCGUUGCACCCCGACGGGCGCACCAUCUUCAUGUCCACCGGCCACACCACCCACUCCCUGGACACCAUCGACGGCACGUGGAAGGAGCUGGGGGAUUGGGGCUUGCCCUUCAGAGGACAAGCCUAUUUCGACGCCGACCUGGAUGCAUGGGUUGGGCUUCACCGCAAGGACGAUCGGUCCGUUUGCUGCUGCACAGUUCCCUCCGGGACACGGCCGCCGAGGUGCAAGCUGCUGAGGGAGAAGCUGAGCCGCCGCAAGGAGGAGGACCCAAAGCACAGGCCCUGCCUGAGGGGCAGGCCCAUCUAUCUCGCCUACAUGGGUGACAGCAGAUUCGCCCUCGUCGAGGACAUCCCGGCGCCGCUUAGUGACUACGACGACGGCGCCGGCGCCGGCGCUGUGCUCCAUGUCACCAUCUUUGGCCUCAAGUAUGAUGACAAGGGAGAGCUACGGACAAAGGUUCGACGUGCAACCAGGUCAUACGCUGUGUCCAACAACGCCUUCAAGUUUUCUCAUGGCGCACUAUUCUGGAUGUAACGUAGUGCGUGCCAGCUAGCUAGCUGAGUUUUUCUCUUUUACGUUACUCUGCACCGUGUUUAGCAUUUCCAAAAAUAAAUCUGGUAUUCCUCGUUAUCCACCUAGGCCUAGUUCAGUUUGCAAAUUCUCUUUUGCA
Messenger RNA from Oryza brachyantha (malo sina), 1201 nucleotides. RefSeq lists its product as uncharacterized. NCBI's taxonomy places the organism in Eukaryota, Viridiplantae, Streptophyta, Magnoliopsida, Poales, Poaceae. The transcript has 2 exons. Bases 1 to 1065 code for a protein of 354 amino acids. The record is from RefSeq and is a predicted model, not a curated record.